Effrenium voratum is the source of this 1146-nucleotide messenger RNA. The record is from the annotation of a GenBank genome assembly. NCBI's taxonomy places the organism in Eukaryota, Dinophyceae, Suessiales, Symbiodiniaceae.
AUGCGGACCAACGCAGUCGUCCUCCUCCAAGCGAUGCACACAGAGGCUGCAGAGCCCGUUGCGGCCGCUCUAUCCAGCUUGCCCCCCGAUGCCUUGAGCCAAAUCAACUUCGUUGCUUGCGACAACCCGUCCAACUUCCUCAAAGAACGCUUACAUGAAGUUUGUCCAAACCUUCAAAUGGUGAGCUUGGACCCUGUCCACUUGGCAUUUGCGUGGGAGUAUUCCACUUGGAAGAAGCGAACAGCUGGGAGCAGGGCGCUCCGGGCAGUGCUGAGCAAGCUCAGCCAGCGAGACCCUGCUCGAGGCGCUGAUGCCUGGGGCGAGGUCUAUCAUGGCAGUUCUGCUUUUGAGCUGACUGCUGCUGAGGAGGUCUACAGGGACAACAUCAGACACAGCUCCAUGCCAAUUCAGACUGCCCGGCGUAUUCUCAAGGACAUGGAUUACUCCACGCCAUUCGCGCAAAGGCUCCACUUCAUUCAAGCUUUGGCGGCUCUGUCGGCGGCGCACGCAGACGAAGCCUCAAAGAUCGCCCCAGGGCCGAACCGGAAGGUUCGGGAGCUGCUGUGGGGCGCAGCUUCUGCUGACCGCCUGGAGUGGUAUCUGAACAACACCCGGGCACGGCAUUGCAUGAAGUCAUCGCAUCACUCUAUGCUUCACGUGGGGACUUCGAGCAAUGAGGCAUUGCAUCGGGAAAUCAACGCCUGGUUCCGCGAGACGCAACAAAUUCAUCAAGCGACCUUGAAGUUGAAGCUGUUCAUUCUUCAACAUGCAAAGCUUCUGUCUCACAAUGCUGCUAUGUACCACCACACAUCUUCUCAACACAGCCAAGCCACGGUACUGGCAAGGGCGGCCAGUCUGCCCGCGUGGACCUUGCAGCAGUGGAGAGCCUGGUGCCCUGAAAAGACUUUAGGCACCAUUCCACCCAAGGCAGACUUACCUCUUCAUCGUGAGCGGCAGAGCCAGCAAGAGAAAGUCCGAACAGCUGAAAGCCAGGGCUCACGACAGGGAAAGCUGACAGGGAAGGUCAAGCGCACUCCCUUUUCUUUGGAGAGGCGCCAAGGACUCCGGCGCGGAGGCGUGAGGCCGACAAUCCACAAACGGCCGGCCGCGGCAGAGAAAACCAGUAGGGGAGCUUGCAGCAGCUAG